Cyclopterus lumpus (lumpfish) is the source of this 2349-nucleotide messenger RNA. It is a transcript of the gene rsph10b, whose product is annotated as radial spoke head 10 homolog B. Lineage: Eukaryota; Metazoa; Chordata; Actinopteri; Perciformes; Cyclopteridae. The record is from RefSeq and is a predicted model, not a curated record. The transcript has 19 exons. Bases 158 to 2245 code for a protein of 695 amino acids.
AUCUUCAGCGGGAGAUACACAAACGGCACAAAAUGAAAAGGUGCGGGGGGAAAGAAGAAAACUACAAUAAAAAACAAUAAACAAUAAAUAAAGUUGGUGGGCCGUCGUGCGAGUUUAAAAGUGAACCAACCCGAACGACAGGACGAGCAGCGCGAGAAUGACGACGUUCAUGAAUCCUCUACGUGUAGUUUUAAUCGUACAGAGUUAUGAAGGGGAAACCUGUGAAGACCAGUUUCAUGGAGAAGGGGUUGCUUGUUUUGAAGGAGGUCAUAUUUACAAGGGGAGGUUUUCCAAGGGACUUAUGGAUGGACGUGGUGUCUUCAUAGGAGCAGACAGAUUGAAAUAUGAGGGAGAAUUUGUGUGCAACAUGCCCAUGGGCAAGGGCACCUACACCUGGCCAGAUGGCAGCUCCUAUGAGGGGGAAGUGGACAAUAGUACACGACAUGGGACUGGAACUUACAAAUGUGCAUUAAAUGGUGUGUCAUACACAGGGCAGUGGGAUCAGGGCAAGAGGCAUGGAAAGGGCACAGUGUAUUAUAACCAGGAUAAAACCUCUUGGUACAAAGGCGAUUGGGUGAGCAACAACAGAGAGGGAUGGGGAGUAAGACGCUACCCCUCUGGAAACAUUUACUCGGGUGAGUGGAAGAACAACCUGAGACAUGGAAAGGGCACGAUGAGGUGGCUAAAACUGGGACAGCAGUAUGCUGGGAUGUGGCAGAAUGGAGUCCAACAUGGACGAGGCACACAUGUGUGGGUCAUGAGGCGAGCGCAUGGAUCUCGAUAUUCCCAGAGUAAUCACUACACAGGGGAUUUCGUUCAGGGUCAGAGGCACGGGCAGGGAACCUUAUACUACGCUAAUGGUGCGAUCUAUGAAGAAGAAUGGAGAUGGAAUAACAAGCAUGGCAAGGCAAAAUUCACUUUUGAGGAUGGGCAUGUUUUUGAAGGAGAAUUUGUGGACGACCAGAUGAUGACACACAACCCGAAUGGCAACAAAGCCCCCACUGCUCUGCCUGGUACACAUAUCUUAAGAACAGACAUGGCUCUGAACAUUGAAUGUCUUCUGGAGAAAAUCCCAGAGACAGAGCGCGGCACUGAACUUAAACAGGUGGAGUUUGUGGUGCUGAGUGGAGCGAAAAAACUGAGGUCUGUCUAUAGUUUCUACAGCAGACUCGGCCACACCCACUCCCCAGAUAACACCUUCCUGCUGUCCCGCCUGCAGUUCUGGCGCCUGCUCAAAGACUGUAACAUCCACCAUCACGGCAUCACUCUGACGCAGGUGGAGCAUUUCCUCAGAGAGGAUGCUCCACCAGCAGAGAUCCACUCUCCUUUCAGCUCCAUGCUCCCGCAUAGACUCCUCAGCUGUCUAGUGAUCGUGGCCUACCACAUAUACCAUAAGGACAUGGUGUCACAAAGCAACCUUCUGGCAGACUGCUUUUCUAAACUGAUGACAUACAACAUCCUUCCUGGUUCUAAGAAUGUAAAAGGCUUCCUGUUUAGGCAGCCAGACCGUGCUGUGGUGGCUGUGAGUUACUUGAAGAAGUGCUGGGAAGUUUAUCAGGUUUACUGCAAAAUCAAUGUAAUCCCGGACCAGAGCAUGACCUGCCGACACCUGCUGUGGAUGUUCAAGGAUCUCCAUCUGCUGGACACUAACUUUACCACAGCGAGAUUACUGCAGGUCAUCGCUGCAGAAAGCUGUGACCCCAGCAACCCGUCUGCCUGUCUGGAUCUGGAGAUUACAUUCCUGGAGUUUUUUGAGGUUCUUCUGGGCUCUGCUGAGUUGAAGUGUCAGCAGGUUUCUGAAGGCCUGGUGGGGGGCCAGUCCCCGCCCAGGAGAGAUGCACCUGAGUUUCUUUCCAUCCAGGUGGCAGCUACAGUGAAUUCUCCCAUCGCUCCUGAAAUCUCCAGUUCCAAGUCAGUGGAGACAAGUGAUACAGCAGAAUCAUCCACCGCUGAGGACGUGGGGAGUCAACAAGAUGUCGAGACUGAAGUCACUGAGAAACCGCACACUGCAGAGCAAAGAAGUGAAGGAAACGGCAUGCUAACCAGAGGAAUUGAGGCCAUAGACUGUGACGUGGAGCUCUGGAACCAGAUGAUCCAUCUAUUCUUCAACCAGUUUUUCUUCCCGGCUUUUGAACAUAACCAGUUGGUGUCCAGAAAAAUGGAGAAGCUCCGCCAUGAAGCCCAGAGACGUAUUGCUCUGGCAAAAGGCCCAACAAAGAGCCAGGUAGAGGGGGCGGGGUGUUAGGAGGCUGAUGGAGGACACGAGAUGCGGCAGACAAACCCAACAAAGCGCAUUGAAUGUACUGCUGAUUUGUGCUUUGGAUGUAAAUAAAAGACCACUGUUCAAUA